This is a messenger RNA of Scutellospora calospora, 1567 nucleotides long. The record is from the annotation of a GenBank genome assembly. NCBI's taxonomy places the organism in Eukaryota, Fungi, Glomeromycota, Glomeromycetes, Diversisporales, Gigasporaceae.
UAUGGGAUUAGGAGUUUUGAGAAAUAAACUCUUUAAAGAUGACAUGAACUUAAUGCCAUUGCCUUUACCAAAAGAAGUGUUUGGCAUUGAAAACUCAAAGACUGUCGAUGGGUUGGAAAUUUUUGACAGAAAAAUUAAUGAACAUGAUCCAGUUCCAGAAAAUCAAAGAUUUUUAUGCGCACGUGACUUUACUGAAGCAUACUUAACCAAAAGGGUUACGCCUCUACAAAUAUGCGAGAAAUUAAUCGACAAAAUAAAUCGUUCAUGCUCUGAAGCGUGUGAUCCACCUCUUUAUGGUAUGUGUCAAUACCAUCGAGAUGAUAUUAUUGCUCAGGCCGAAGCAUCAACAUCCAGAUAUAAUCAAGACGAAUCAUUGGGACCCCUUGAUGGUGUUCCUGUGGCAAUUAAGGACGAGCUUGAUGUUAUGGGUUAUGAAACACGUGUAGGAACUUCAUUUCUUAAUAAAGAAAAUCCCGCCUUAAAGGAUGCGUUUUUGGUGAAAAAAUUAAGAGAUCAAGGUGCUAUCAUAAUCGGAAAAACAAACAUGCACGAAAUUGGAUUUGGUAUAACAACCAAUAAUCCAAGUGUACAUACAACUCGCAACCCCUACAAUACCAAUUAUUACUGUGGAGGGUCAAGCGGAGGUAGUGCGUGCGUUGUUUCCAGCGGUUUGUGUCCAAUCGCUAUAGGCGGUGAUGGCGGUGGUUCUAUCAGAAUACCUUCCUCUUUCUGUGGUAUUUAUGGAUUAAAGCCUACAUGUGGAAGGAUUUCUUUAACAGGCUAUUGUGUUGUGGGUCCUAUGGCUGCUUGCGUUGAUGAUCUAGCAUUAGCUUAUUAUGAUCCAAAAACUUUACACCAACCAUCACCAACACUUCAUGGUCUUUACCUUACUAAUACUUUAUCUGAUUUAAAGAUUGGUAUCUUCUCUGCAUGGAAUAGACAAGUGGUCGACCCUACUAUUACUACUGCUCUUCAUACUUUCAUUAAUGAAUUCAAACUUCGUGGUGCUGAAUUUGUUGAGAUUGAUAUUCCAGAAUUAGAUGACGCUCGAAUAGCUCAUAUGAUUACUAUUGCUUCCGAAAUCUGCUCAGCGAUUAAUGGAUACAAAGAUUCUUUAAGCUUAUUGAGUCUUCCUAAUAGAGUUAACAUCUCAACUUAUGGUAAUAUGAAUGCUUCUGAUUAUAUUAAAGCACAACAGGUUCGUACGCGAAUGAUGCGUAAUAUCUCUGUUGUAUUCUCGGGUGUUGACCUUAUUUUAACACCUACAUGUGCUAUAACCGCUCCACCAAUUUAUCCACGAGCUUUGAAAUAUGGUGAAUUGGAUUCUACUGUUAUGUCUGACGGAAUAAGAUUUACAUCUUUAGCAAAUUUUAUUGGAAUUCCUGCAAUUACUGUACCUGCAGGUUAUAAUGAUAAAGGUUUACCUGUUGGAUUACAAUUUAUGGCAAAAUGGUAUGAUGAAGCUACAUUAUUAAGAAUUGCAAAAGUCUCUGAGGAAAUAUUGGGAAGUAAAAGAAGAAGACCUGCUGAUAGAUAUUGGUUUGGUGAUUUAUUAAAUUCUUUUUAA